Molecule: messenger RNA, 1432 nt
Organism: Kockovaella imperatae
Lineage: Eukaryota; Fungi; Basidiomycota; Tremellomycetes; Tremellales; Cuniculitremaceae
Product: Gtr1/RagA G protein conserved region-domain-containing protein
Exons: 7
Coding region: 122-1306 (394 amino acids)
Biological process (GO): regulation of autophagy; cellular response to starvation; cellular response to amino acid stimulus
Cellular component (GO): nucleus; fungal-type vacuole membrane; Gtr1-Gtr2 GTPase complex
Molecular function (GO): GTP binding; GTPase activity
Source: RefSeq, a predicted model, not a curated record
GUCGACGGAACCAAAUUUAUCACCCUAGACCCUAGUACGCCCUGACAUCACCCACUUUCGAUCACUGCAAGGACUCUUCUGCUGCAUCCAUCUUUGCAAACAGGUGCGGCAGCUCGCGGCCAUGUCUAGGAGCCAAUUACCGUCCCAGGGAGAGUCUUCUAGACCCCGAUCAUCCGUUGGAAGGCAUGAUGACUCGAUUCGGAGGCAGAAGAUUUUGGUGCUCGGCUGGAGAAAAGCGGGAAAGACAUCCUGCAUCAAGACGGUCUUCGAGCAUGUCCCUCCGUCCGAAGUGGCAUAUUUUGAUUCUACACAGAAAUUCGAGAAGAUAGAUUACGAUACAAUAAUUCCUCUACAAAUAUGGGACACACCAUCGAACUUCGAGCUUGAGACACUCGACGUUCCACUUUCGAGCUUUUCGACAAUCAUUUACGUUAUGGAUAUCCAGGCGGACGACUCGUAUCAUGAGGCGAUGCUCCCUUUCGUCCGCAUACUCUUACGAGCCUACUUGUCAAAUCCGGCGGUCAAAUUUGCGGUGUUCAUUCACAAGGCAGAGUCUUUGUCUGAAGAUUAUAGGGGAGAGAACUAUGCUGAGAUUCAAAGGGCACUGGCAGAGGAAUUGGAAGACUUCCCGUACACCUCACUACAACAGUACUCUUCACUCAACUUUUCCGACCCAUCCGUCACCAACAUCAUCAUCAACAGCAUUCAAUCAGAGGUCAGGUUCGACAUGACCAGUGUCCACGAUGUCUCACUGAGGGAAGCAUGGAGUCGUGUUCUUCAGGGCAUCAUGGAAAUGCUCCCGAGUGUCGAAUCUCUCUUGAUAAACUUCACAGGGAGCUCCGGCAUGGACAACACAUACCUCUUUGACAUGGAAUCUCGAGUUGUGGUCGCUUCUGACAAUCGAGGACGAAACGACGCGACAAUGCAGCUGGUCACAGAAUAUCUGGAUAAAUUUCUUCAAUUCGCGGAUCUGUAUAAAUGCCUAGGAAAGCGGAAAGACGACGGAGAGGACCUGGAGAAUGGCGACAUGUCGAACGGCAGGGAUAAUGGCGUUCCUGAUGAUGAUGAAGAGGAAGAUGAACCGGGGAGCUGGUGGGAUCAAGAGGAUCCAGACGCACCGUGGAUGACACAGAGCACCAAGUUGAUGCCGAAUACAACGAUCGCCCUGUGGCAAUUCACACCGCAUCUCGUGCUGGUCAUACUAGUGAGGACAGAUACGUGGCAAACGCGAAGAGGGAUGAUAGAAUAUAAUCUCACAUUCCUACGGCAAGGUGUGAGGCGGAUCUUAAUGGAAGUCGAGGCAUGAGGAGUAUAUGUAAACAUCAUUACCAUGUAGUUCAAGAAUCUAGCAAUGUUUUGCCACCCUGCGACAUGGCGACCAACCAAAGUCGUGCUGCCCUCAGACUGAUGGACCCCUCCAUGCAGUUGUCCG